Messenger RNA from Helianthus annuus (common sunflower), 1065 nucleotides. RefSeq names its product leucine-rich repeat extensin-like protein 5. NCBI's taxonomy places the organism in Eukaryota, Viridiplantae, Streptophyta, Magnoliopsida, Asterales, Asteraceae. The record is from RefSeq and is a predicted model, not a curated record. The transcript has a single exon. The coding region runs from base 1 to 1065 and encodes 354 amino acids.
AUGCCGCCACGAUUCAGAAGAGGGAGAGGCAAGGCCCCAGUGACGGGCCCUGAUCAUGAGGCCGGACCUUCUCACCGGCGUACACCAUCAAUCACCAUGAGCACCAGUCCCCAAGAACCUUGGAGGACUUACAUUGAACUAGGGAGGCGAUUCGUCUCUCUAAGCUCGUCGCCGUCUUACCACCACUCCUUCAGGCCACAUUCAGAAAAUGAGCCUAACAACCCCCAAUCUUCAUUCAUACCUCUUCAGCGAUCAAAUUCGUACCACUCUUUCGGCGACCCCACUCCUGCUUUUCAGAGUCGGUUCAACCUGGUUAACUACAUUCAAGAACCUGUGGGUUUUAACCCAUUGGGACCAGAGGACCAUUUCUCCGGCGAUCACGCCAUGGAUAUGGACGAGGACACAGAUCCCGUCAAACCAGCAACAGGGACCCCAAACCACCCCAUCGAGAUCUCUGAUGGGUCCUCGUUUCAUGGAUCGCCUUACCGCGGUCUGGAUAGCUACCAGGCGAGGUUCAACCAGAUUGAGUGGUAUUUUACCCCCUCUGAGCACUCGUCUCCGUACCACCAGCAGCAGGAUCCUUCUGAGGAUUCUCGCUUCGUGGCCGUUACUCCACCGCCACCACCACCAGCACAGCAGCCGCCUCUGGAGCCACCGAGGCGACGAAGAUCGAACGCACGAAUGUCCGUCCGAGGAGGUGUGCGAAUCAGCACCCCUCAACCAUCAAGUGGCAGUCACUACCCGCCACUCCAAGAAGAAGAUCCGCAGAUGGGGGGACCAUCAAACCCCGUCUCGGAAGUAAACUAUGCGCCUAUAGUGCCACAAUUGGGAUUUGAUAACCCAAUCCCUGCAUACGCCGGUUCAGCGGCGUAUAAUCCAUUUGAGCAGCCGGCCCACACCAACUACAACUAUGCGGAGGUCGACCCAUAUCAAGCAGUGUGGGACUACAACGCUCUUCAUCCAAAAGGGCCCUACGGUGGUCCUUGGAUCACUAGGUACCCACCUUAUGUGUACCAGCACCCGCCACCUCCUCAACCUCUGCAUCAGCAGCCGCCGCAGCCGUAA